Messenger RNA from Trypanosoma cruzi, 426 nucleotides. RefSeq lists its product as uncharacterized. Gene Ontology annotation, cellular component: tRNA (m1A) methyltransferase complex; nucleus. The record is from RefSeq and is a predicted model, not a curated record. NCBI's taxonomy places the organism in Eukaryota, Euglenozoa, Kinetoplastea, Trypanosomatida, Trypanosomatidae. The transcript has a single exon. Gene Ontology annotation, biological process: tRNA methylation. The annotation marks the transcript as partial.
AUGUUGGAGGCGAGGGGAGCCGUCGCGAAGGAGGGCGACACCGUCCUUCUCGUCCGCGGUCAUCUCAACCUUACGCCGCUCAUGCUUCGGCCCGGGGAUCUGUUGCACUGCAAGGAGGGGAAAUUCCGACACGAUGACAUCAUUGGCCGACCUCUUGGGACUUGGGUCACGGGGCAGAGCAACAUCAAGGGCGACACCUCGAGACCUCCCCGUCUUCUCGUUCUGCAAAAUAGCGCGGACUUGUGGACGCAGGCGGUGCCCCACCGCACACAGAUUAUUUACGACACUGACAUUGCCGUUAUUAUCUUCAACUUGCGGCUCGGCCCGGGGUGUCGCGUCGCCGAGGCGGGCACCGGAAGUGGAUCGCUGACGCAUUCCAUCGCCAGGACAGUCGCUCCCAAUGGCACGGUUUACACUUUUGAUUUC